Molecule: messenger RNA, 1684 nt
Organism: Didymodactylos carnosus
Lineage: Eukaryota; Metazoa; Rotifera; Eurotatoria; Philodinida; Philodinidae
Source: the annotation of a GenBank genome assembly
AUGAAGUUAUUACUGAAGCAACAACAACAACUCGAACGUGUUAAAAAAUGGCUUCAAUUAAGAAAUCGUGACGUCGAUCGACGUUCAGCUGUUGAAGAAAGAAGAAAAAAACGUGAAGAAGAAGCAAAGGUUAAAAUAGAAGAAUUGUUGAAAAAAGAGAAAGAACGUGCCGAACAUUAUCAGCAGCGUGCGGUAUCGCAAGUUACACUUAGCCUGAGAACUAAACCAGAUGUUAUGAGUCAAUCAACAGAUGUUUUAUCAUCUACACGACGUGCAGUUUCAGCAUCGCGUCCUCGAAUAUUAGCAACACCAACCAAUCAAACAGAUAUGACUAAUCGCCGUACUCCAAAUCAUUCUCCUGUUCCCACAUCCACCGGAUCCCCAUCUCAUGGUUCAAUCGCAGCCGGUUCUCAUCAUCUAAACCCAAUUAAUGAACGUACACAAAACUCUAACGAUAUAGCAGGCACAGCAACUACUACUGCUGCUACUACGGAUAGUUCGUUAACAGGGCGAGAAGAAACAAAUGGGAUUGCUGUAGCGACCAAUGCUUCAACGAAUGUCGAACGUCGUGCUCAAAGCGUUAAUCGCUCACACUUGAAUGAUACAAUUCGUCGUUUGUCCAAACCAAAACCAGUGAAAACAGCGUCGAGUGAUUUAAUGGCGCAAUCAGUUAAUGUUGGUAUGCUAACAUCUCAGUCAAGUCAUCAGUUACGAACACAACCACAACAACCAACGACUAUUGCUCGUCGUGCUAUCCCACGAUCAAACGCUACGGCAACACAACGUUCAUCUCCGAAACAACAGAAUGAAUCACAUACAUCAAUAACACCAACAUCAUCUGGUAUCAGUUCAUUAAAUGAUGAAAUGAAUAACGAUAUGUCCGAAUCAGCAACAGUUUCAUCUGAUAUUUGUCAACCACCGCAACGUACCCUGAAACAUUCGGAAGCACCUAGAACGGGUUCCUCGCCAAAUCGCUCAACUAAACCACCAAUAUCUUCCAAUACCCGUUUAACGUCAAAGCCGAAACAUGCCUCAACUACAUCUAAUCGAUCUAUACCAUCAUCUUUAUCCUCAUCAUCUUUAUCGACAUCAGUCACUGCGCAUAAUAAUAAUUCGGCUGAACGUUUAACAUCGAAAUCACAAAGUCGAAAACCGAGUCUUCCCAAAACAUUUGAAAUUCACUCAAAGAAAAAACCUAUUUCAGAAACAACUAAAACUAUUCCAACUAAAGACGUGCAACGCGAACAAAACGAAUUGUUCGAAACAGCUAUAGUGGACAGCAAUAAUAAUGAAAUAAACGAAACAGAUAACAUUACAGAAACAUCUGCAGAGGUGAUUAUCAAUAACACGGAAAAAGAUGUUCAGUCAGAUAAUAUUAGUAAGGUGGAAAAGGUAGACGCCAGCGAAUCAUCUCACACAAAUUCUGCUGAACCAAUUGAUAUAGAUUCCAUAUCAAACGUUAUAAAUAAUACUCAUCCAUCCGUUUCUGUUCAACCUGUACUAACAAAACGUGAACAACAACAAAUAGAUGAACAAGACUAUCAGCGUAAAUUAGCGGAAAAACGACGUGAGGCUCGUGAACGUUUUGAAGAAGCAAAACGUUUAGAAGAAGAACGACAACGACAACUAGAAUUAGAAGAACAGCAACGUGAAGAAGAACAACGAAAACUUGAAGAAGAACAAA